This is a messenger RNA of Lynx canadensis (Canada lynx), 1104 nucleotides long. It is a transcript of the gene TAS2R39, whose product is annotated as taste 2 receptor member 39. Gene Ontology annotation, biological process: detection of chemical stimulus involved in sensory perception of bitter taste; G protein-coupled receptor signaling pathway; sensory perception of taste. The record is from RefSeq and is a predicted model, not a curated record. Gene Ontology annotation, molecular function: bitter taste receptor activity; G protein-coupled receptor activity. Lineage: Eukaryota; Metazoa; Chordata; Mammalia; Carnivora; Felidae. Gene Ontology annotation, cellular component: membrane.
AUGGGUGUAGGAAAUAUAAAGAGUGAGAGGCAUUUUCCUCCAGACACCAAACAGGGGUAACAACUCAGGAUGACAAAAACCUGCAAUCCUGCAGAUAAUGAAUUUUCACCAUUUCACAUCCUCUCAAUUUUAACAAUUAUAGGCACUGAAUGCAUCAUUGGUAUCAUUGCAAAUGGGUUCAUCAUGGCUAUAAAUAUAGCUGAAUGGAUUAAAAAUAAGGCAGUUUCCAAAAGCAGGAUCCUGUUUUUCUUGAGUGUAUCCAGAAUACCUCUCCAAAGCUUCAUGAUGAUAGAAAUUACCUUCAGUUCAACAUCCCCACAUUUUUAUAAUGAAGAUGUUAUAUAUGGUACAUUCAAAGUAACUUUCAUGUUCUUAAAUCAUUGUAGCCUCUGGUUUGCUGCCUGGCUCAGCUUCUACUUCGUGAAGAUUGCUGAUUUCUCACCCCUUUUCCUCAAGCUGAAGUGGAGAAUUUCCAGGACAGAUGCCCUGGCUCUGUGGCUAUCAAUGUUUAUUUCCUUAGGCUACAGUGUACUCUUCUCCAAUGACAUCAACACCAUGUAUUGUAACAAUUCUUCUAUCCCCUCUCCCAACUCCUCUAAGAAAAAAUACUUCACUGAGACCAAUGUGGUCGACCUGGUUCUUCUCUAUAACCUGGGGAUCUUCAUUCCUCUGAUCAUGUUCAUCUUUGCAGCCACCCUGCUGAUCAUCUCUCUCAAAAGAUACACCCUACACAUGGAAAGCAAUGCCACUGGCUCCAGGGACCCCAGCAUGGAGGCUCACAUGGGGACCAUCAAAGUUACCAGCUACUUUCUCAUUCUCUACAUUUCCAAUGCAGUUGCUCUAUUUCUUUAUAUGUCCAAUAUCUGUGAUGCCAACAGUUCCUGGAUUAUUUUGUGCAAAUUCAUCAUGGCUACCUACCCUGCUGGUCACUCCAUUCUGCUGAUUCAGGACAACCCUGGGUUGAGAAGAGCUUGGAAGCAGCUUCAGCCUCAAGUUCAUCUUCACCUAAAAGAGAAGCAGAAUACCACAAAACAAGCCCAACCAGCUCUGCCUCCCCCUCACCUAGACCCCUCUCCUCCCGCCUCCUUUCUUCCCCAAACCUGA